AUGUGGGUUAAAAACUUAAGUCUUUUAUUUGCAGUUGCAACCACCGUUGCUGCUGCAUCUUCUUCUGGGGUUACUUCCGCUCCAGACGCAACCUCCUCAACAACCAACCCAUACGCCACUUACCCAACCGUGGCUAGAACUGCUUCCAUCAACGGUUUUGCGGACAAGAUCUACGAUGAAUUGCCAAGCUGUGCUCAACCGUGUGUUAAGCAGGACACUAGCAUUACCCCAUGUCCAUAUUGGGAUACAGGAUGUUUGUGUGUAAUGUCUAAUUUUGCUAAUUUAAUAGCUGAGUGUGUGGCUUCAUCUUGCAGUGGUUCUGAUGUCGUGUCUAUGACUUCCUUGGCUACAAGUAUCUGCUCAUCUGCGGGUCUUGAUGAUCCAUCCUGGUAUAUUGGUACUGCUGCUGCUGCUAAUUUGGCUGCUGCUGCUGCUGCC
Messenger RNA from Yamadazyma tenuis ATCC 10573, 438 nucleotides. Lineage: Eukaryota; Fungi; Ascomycota; Pichiomycetes; Serinales; Debaryomycetaceae. The record is from RefSeq and is a predicted model, not a curated record.